UGGCCUAUAAAAGUCUUCCACUCAUCUCAUUGUAAUCACUCAAGCAUUGAAGUGUUCAUCAUUUCUCUUCGUAUUUUCUCUCUCUAGAAAGUUGCUGAAGGAGUGAGUUAAGUGUGAGAGAAUUUCACAUCGAAUGUUUGAAACAGGAAAGGAUGGAUGAUACAAGGGCAUUGCCCGAAGAUGAAUGGUUCUGUCGUGUAGAAUGCAAAAGGAUUCAUUCACCUCUUCGGAAGUUUGUCUCCGAUUGUGAUAUGGAACUUCCCGAAACUGUUGUGGAGAUUUUGAAGAAGAAAGUUAAGGGAAAAGCUUCAAAGCCGAGCCCAAAUUAUUCCAAUAUGAAGUGGAGAAUCUUGAAACCAAAUUCAAAUUCUGAAGACAAUAGGGCAUGGCUUUCUAAUGUCAAAACAAUCUUAGAGCUUAGUGCCACCGAGUUUGAAGAGCAUGAUGGGUAUGGUCAUCGAAGAAAGCGGUACACAAACAUAUGCACCUCGAAAAAUGAAUCCCUCGAGGAACUUUCUUCAAGGCUUCAAGCUGCACAGACGAUAGCAGGCAGUGCUUUGUGCAGCAAAUGCCAUGAUGGUGGAGAUCUAUUGCUCUGCAAAGAAUGCCGGCAUAGUUUUCACACAGAAUGUGUCCAUCUCUCCACUACUAAAGACAACAAACAAAUUUGCGAAUAUUGCAAAGACAUGUUGAGAGAGAAACAGGAUACCGUGGAUGAUGCUCCAGCAGCCCUUCCCACGGCUAAAUCCUUAGAGGCAGCGACGCCGAGCAGCAGUGGUAGCGAUGAUCAUUGUGAAGACGACUUAUACAAAUGCUUCCUUUGCAGGGGUAACUCUUUUUCCAAGAAAAAUCUUCGAUGACCCGACAAUUAUGAUAUACGAGCAGCUCGAGAAAUACACAAACGAUUAUCAGAAAAUUAUGUCAUUCAAGGACACAAAGGUCCUUCACAAACUAAUCCACAAAUCGUGAACUUUGGAGCAUUGCCGUUGCCUCUCAGGGACCAUAAAAGUUCUAUAAUGACAUAGUUGUAUGGUAUUAGUACUGUUACAUUUUGUGAAAUGUCAGUGGCCCGGCCAUUUUUUAUGUGGGUGCACAUCAAAAGGAGGCAUAUUGGACUACACUUUAUCCUUACUUUGUACUAAACUUUUGUCUCAAAGUUUUAACACGAAGCAUCGUGUAGGAAUCAAAAUAAUAUUGCCAUA
Messenger RNA from Andrographis paniculata, 1202 nucleotides. RefSeq lists its product as uncharacterized. NCBI's taxonomy places the organism in Eukaryota, Viridiplantae, Streptophyta, Magnoliopsida, Lamiales, Acanthaceae. The record is from RefSeq and is a predicted model, not a curated record. The coding region runs from base 153 to 860 and encodes 235 amino acids. The transcript has 8 exons.